Molecule: messenger RNA, 850 nt
Organism: Cadophora gregata
Lineage: Eukaryota; Fungi; Ascomycota; Leotiomycetes; Helotiales; Ploettnerulaceae
Exons: 3
Coding region: 587-850 (87 amino acids)
Source: RefSeq, a predicted model, not a curated record
CUAGAGUGGCACAGUGAGGAGGGUUUUGGUGAAGGUCACCAGUAAAAGGACAACGUCAAGUCACCAUGGCCUCUCUCAAAUCCUCUCUUCAGUUAUUUGUUAAUCUUCCCGUCUGUAUCCUCUUAGUGGUCCCGACAUCUGAAAUUUUUGUCACAAAAGUUGUCCCUGAUAACCACAUCAAGAUCGAAAGCUCCUGGAAUUCUUCUGCUGGUCGUGACUUACUGCUGCGAGAAACUUUCGCCGACUUUUGAUCCCAAGCCGACAUCAACACCAAAGAAAAGAACAGAUAACUGAUUGAUAAGAUGCCUAGUCAGCGUUAUGAAGAAUCCCGCUAAACUCGCCUUCUCUGGAACGACUCAACACCAUCUUCUCUUACGACAACAACAUACCAAACACGGCCCCACCAUCCUUUCACUCCGCUUCCAGCUCAACCCAUGAUCUGCCUCACUAUAGCAAUGAGAGCGCAGCAUUGACUUUACCUCAUAAUCAACCAUCAAGUGGUUCCUUUCAAGAUAUUCGGAAGACAUCAGACUCAGAAGGCGAUGACGGGAUAAGUCUGUGGGGUGGAACGAGUGCCAGAGCAUCGAUGAGCCAAGACCACGCUGCUGCGAGAGAAGAUGUGAUUUUGCAGCUUAUGAAGAGAGUUGGGGAUCUUGAGGUUAGGUUGGGUAUGCAGGGAAAUACGAAGAAUGAAAAGAGCGAUUGUGAUAUUGAAGCCUUAGAGACGAAAAUGGGUAGAGAGUGGACUGCUAGUGCUAGGGGUAUAGCUAUUGCAAUUUUGAUGGGAGCUCUCUUGUUCUUGGUAUCGUUUUGGACUUUCCUGACUUUGGGUGUGAGGGCGAGGCAUUAG